UGUGUCAAGUGAAAAUCCUCAGGUUGUGUAGUGCGUAGCUCUCUUUUUAAAUAUUCCCGGGGCCUUGCUCAAUCAAAUAAUUUUAGCAUGUUGGCUACGGAAGCUGGAUGACGUUGACCCUGAGUUUUGAGGGAAGUGCCACUAACCUGCGCUGAUGCCUGCUGCCGACACUCAGAAGCAUCUUGAGCACCAUAUGGCCUACCCUCAGCACCAGGGAAAGACUGGGCCCCCCCGGCCUGGGCCCCACCAUGGUCCCCCACACCAUCCCCCUCAUCCUCCACCUGGGUCUUAUGGACCUCCCUCUGUACCUCCAGCCCAGCAUGGCUCCCAUACUGGUUAUGGUCAUCACGGACCUCCAAAUCAGCAUGGUCCUUCAGGCCAGCGGGGACCACACGGACCACCAUUACAAAAUGGGCCACAAGGCCCUGGACCACAGAUUGGUCCUGGUCAGCAUCGAACUGCAAUGGGAGCAGGACAACACGGACCACCAGGGCAGCAUGGUCAUCCAGUUACUCAUGGAAUGCCAAAUCAGCGUGGGCCACCGGGUUCCAUAGGACCCCCUGCACCACAUAAACCUCCUGGACCUCAUGGUCAAUAUGUACCACAUAAUCCGCAUCCAAAUAAUGUAAGUGGUCAGAGGGGACAUCCCGACGGCCCCACCGGGGAAGUGAGACAACCUCCAGCAUAUCCUGAACCACCACGCUACCCUGGACCUCAUGUAUUGCUUGAAGAAGUAGACAAACACCUUCCUCAGCCUCCAACACACAGUGGUUCUCAGGUGCAGUCCAAUAAACAGUAUCCAGGGCCACUAGGACCAGGGGGAGGGGGAGGAGUAGUUGGUGGUAGUAAUAGUGGUAGUGGAGGUGCAAACAGUGGUGGUGAUAUAGGAAGAUUGGAGGAAGAACUUAGUGCACUAAACCGAAGUGAAUUAUUAAGUAGGGCGGUACGAGCUGAAGGUGAAAUGAGAGAACUUCAACAUACUUUUCAUGCUCAGGCGGCAGAACUAAGACACCUGCGUGAUACUCACCAGCGCCUCACUGAUGACAACCAGGAACUGCGUGAUUUGUGUUGUUUCCUUGACGAUGAUCGACAGAAGGGAAGAAAAUUAGCGCGGGAAUGGCAACGCUUUGGUCGCUAUACUGCAUCCGUCAUGCGGCAAGAGGUCACGGCCUACCAGAAUAAACUACGGGAAUUAGAUGCUAAACAGCAAGAACUCAUUAAGGAUAACUUAGAAUUAAAGGAGCUGUGUUUGUAUUUGGAUGAGGAACGGAACAAUGCUGCGUGUAGUCACUGCGGACAUCCCCUCAUUACCCGGGAUGAUGGUGAUGGUUCUUCCUCAUCGACUAAUGCAGAUGAACCCUCAGGACCUCCACAUCCUCCAUCCCAAGUUCCUCCUCAGCCUCCUGCUCCUCUACCUACUGACAUUCCUCUUGCUCGGUCAUCCUCGAGAGAGAGACUGCUAGAGGAUACACUUAACCGUCAGAGGUCUCCAAUGAAUGAACAAGUUCUAACGUAUAUAAGAUCAUUAGAAGCUCGGGUAAUGAUGUUGGAGACAGAGAAGCAGCUGCUGGGAGAAGAACUGAACAAGAUGGACCGUGUACAUCCUGAAGGGGAAGGCAUGGAGCCUGUAGACUUACACAUUGGUUCACAGAACCUCUCAAAAGAAAAGUCUUUGGGCUCUCGACCACUGCAGCCGCCUCCCUACUCCCUCUCACACCAUCUGAGGGCUGUUGGGUUAGGUCUUACAAGUAGAACUCCAUUAGGACCCGGAUCUGCUGAAAGUGAUGAUGACCUUCUUGAUGGUCCACCACCUCCUCUGGUGUCCCGCCCUACAUCCGUGGCAGCAGCGAUGAGAGUAUUGGAGGUGCAGGAACAACUUGAAGGGGCUUCCCAUCCUCCUUCAGGACCUCCACCUUCACAAGGACCUCCUCCACAGAUUCAACAAGGAUCUACUGGUCAUUUGACUCCACAAGAUGCAGCUCUAGCUGAUGGAGAAAAGGCACUCCUCCGACAGAUGUGUAAUGUUGUGUGGAAGAAGCUUGAAGAGGUACCAAGUCAGAACAGAUAACAAGAUAUGCAUUGCGCCUCAGACAUGACAUUGCGGGCCGCCUCCUACCUGCACACACCAAUUUUAGGAGAAACUGCAACUCAGCUGCUUUAGGAAUAAAGGAGGUGCCACGAGGCUAGUGAUCUUAUGUACUAUAGUUGUUAAUGUUUUCCUUAGUGUAUAUUCUCAACUUGGAAUCUCACUUUUCAGGUGCCAAUGGUACAAAAACUUUGGUAAAAAUGUAACUAAAGUUAAUAUAUUUAUAUAUUUUCCCACUAAGUGAACUUCAUCACAGAUAUCCAAUUCAGUAUUCCUAUACUGUACCUUCAUGCUUAUAUGUACAUAGUUUUUAUAUAUGUGACAAGGUAAUAAUUUGCUGCUUUAAUGUAUAGUGUAUGUGUAGCUUAAACGUGAGACAUUUCAUUUUUUCUUAAGUGUUAAUACAAUCACUGUUAAACAGGGGUUGGUGGGUGUACUCUAUUGCUUGAACAACUUGUACUGUACCAGAAAUGAAUUGGUGUUUUCAAAAGUUUAUUUGCACUUUAAGUUAUGAAAGAUAUUUAUUUGACAUUCCAAAUAUAAAUGUACUUGUACAUCAAUUCUCCCAUUAUACUGUAGUAAUAAAAACAAGCCAUUGAAAUUAUUGGUAAACUACAUUUAAAAAAUGGACAGAUGGUAAAGAUAAACAUUUCAGUGCUCAAAAAAAAAGAUAUAAGUUUAUAGAUGAAAUUUUCCGUAAAGUAUGUGUCAGUUGUCACGGGACUUUCAGACCGAGAGGAAGGGCUUAUGGAAACUCGUCGUGUAAAAAUGGCGUAUAUUACACGACAGUAUUUACAUUCACAGAUCAAGUUUUCAUGUCCAAAUAUCUCCAAUUACUUCACGCACAACUGAGCGGCUAUCUUGUACCCCACGUCCGCGUGUGUAUAUCAGGCCUGGAGUUCCUGAUUCUCCGUGCUGUCUGGUUCAGUUGGUGGCUCAUGCUGACCAUCACCACCACCACACAAAUAUGGCUCGGUUGUCAACUAAUCCUAAUACAAUACAUUAAAAGUCUUACACUUUAUACCCUAUAAAACAGAAUAUGUCUCUUACAUAAUGUGUUAACAACCAAAACUAAAUAACAGUAAUAUAAAAAAACAUCGUAAAUCAAAACAUUAGAAAACUUAUAUAAGCAUACAGGCUGUGAACCACCCUCAUUGACAUUGGUCGUUCUCGGGUAACACCUAAUUAGCCAAUUAUAGCCAGCGGUGUGGGCCGGCAUAUGACAGUAUUACAGCUUGUUAAUUUAAUAAAUUAUUUUAAAAACAGUGUUGUCUGCCGAUACUGCUCUUAGCAGCAUAGAAAACCAACAUUACUACCGACAAUACCAGCAAAGUGUUUGAGGGCCCACUUGUGUGUGUAGCGGAUACCUAUAAUAUACUAGUAUAUGUGUGUUUUUAAAAGGCCUGGGUGCCUCAUCUCUUAUAUGUGGUGUGUCUGUACUAUUUCCUUGGCACCCAAUACAGUAUGGGGUGUUCCCAGCUGCCCUUGGCAUGCGAGACCUCCCAGAGUUUAUCAUAAAGACACACCAUCACCACUUCCCAGGGAUAAAUUUAUAUUUUCAGAACCCUGUACUGUUGUGAUUGCAAGGAUUAGAAUAUAUAAUUUCUGAUUCUGAUACAUGGAAAACUUAAUAUUUUUAUUUGCCAUUUAUAGAUUAUUUUAUAUAAUACUACUUGCUGGUACUGGGGGAAGGCAAGCAUUUGUCUAUGGCAAAAUAUGCAGCUCUUCUAUGAAUUUGUUUCUUACAAACACCAAGUUAUUGCUUUCAAGUUAUUGCUUUCAUCCAGGUCCUUCAGCACUAAAGUCGUGGUCCAUUGAAUGCUGUUUCUUUUUCCUCAUUUAAUCUGCUGCUUCACCUAGUCUGUGGUGAUGAUAAGUUGGAGAUUUGACCUUAUCUACACUUUUUAGCUUGUGUCUACACUUGAAACAAACUAAACAAUCAACUGCUUUUGCUUAGUCCUUACAGGACAAUGAAUGCUUCAGUGUACAUCUCAUCAAAUAGUAAUCAGUUAUCUGUCGUUUUUAUGAAUCCAAGCUUGACGACAGUAAGCAUGCAUUGAUGAGUCUAUCAUACCAUCUUACCAUUUUUUUAUAAGUUCAGUGCCAAGAUAAAAUAGUUGUAUGAUAAAGAAAUUAAGAUAGGUUGUGUUUUGUAUGCUGUGGAAGUACCUGCAUUUAUAUACUAUUUGUAAUAAUUGUACAUAAUUGCCUCAGUAUGUAUCUCCUGUUUACUUUUUCAGGACUGGCUUCUUGCUUAGUGUUGAUGUAACUUGUUCCCAUUUUACAGUAUCUAUGGGCUCACCCAGGGCUUGCAUUUUAUUUAUCUUUUAUAUGCUAUAGUUUGUUUGUGGACUCUACAGGUGAACUGAUGUGUACUACUGCAGUUUAUAUUUCUCUACAAAAUUUGUUAUGCCAUAAGAUGUAUAUAUAUUUAUAUGCUGGCAGAGCAAUGCAGUAGCCUAUUCAUCGUAUCCGUAUGUAAAUUUUUAUAAAUAAUUAUUCUGCAAGUGAAACGGUACAGUACUGUCAUAUUAAGGAGGUAACGAAAACAAAACAAAAUUUUAUUAUUAGUAUGGUCUAUGGGUUAUUGUGAAGGAUCUUCGAGACAUUUAAACACUCUGUCUCGGCCCUUUUGGAUGUUGUUAUUGUAGUUGAUUUUUUUUCUUAGCCUAUUACAGUACUGUGUUGAAUAGUUUAAACCAAGUAGGUGAGGCAUAUACCAGUGGUGUUGAUUGGUGCUAUAGUGUACCACCUUUAUGUAUGUAUGAAUAACCAGCACUUCAUUGAUAAAAGGGACAGAUAGCAAAGUAUGUUAGUAGGUUCAAAUUCCUUAUUUCAAAUUGAUCUAUAGUUAUACUCAUUUACAUACAGUAUAUACUCUUAUAGGCAUAAUUGUUUUUCAUUAUCUUUUAUAAUUUUGGCAAAGAUGUUUCAUGCUUCACAGCUGUUUGUUGGAAUCACGAGCAACACUGACUCAUUUUUAGUCAUUCAUUCCUUCAUUCUGUUGCUGUAAUAGAUGUGUUCUGUUGCGAUGUUUCCACAACAAGGCCCCAAGAUUUUUUGCAGGUUGUUCUUCUGUCACUUACCAGUAUACAUCACUUUUAUAGUAGUGUACUCGCAUGCCUGCACUCUGAGGUUUAUAUUACCGUGUGUAUUUAUUUUGAGAGGUGUUAGUACUGUCGUAAAGAUGUCCCCCCUUGAUAAAACAAAUGUUAUAGUUAUGUUUUGUUUAUAGCACUGCUUUAUAUUGAUAUCAUUUCCCUUUUACUGUAACAAGCUAUCCUUUACUUUUCUCAUGGUUUAUGUUUUUUAACACAUAUACAGUACUGUACAUUUGUCUAAUCUUAUAUUCCUAAAGUAUUGAGGAGAAUUAACGGUACUUAAGAUAUCAUUUAUCAUGUGCACUCAUAAGUCUCAACGAAAUCCUGUAGUGUGUACAGUACUCUUAUGUUGUUAUAUAUCAGUCAUUAACUCAAUUAUAAAAUUUUCCUGUGUACUGUAUGAGUUUUCAAUCAUGAAGUGCCUCAUGGUGCUUUAUCGGGACAAGGCUUGAUAAGAUAUCCUAUCAGGAAGACAGUGUACUAUACUUGUCUCACUAAACCUCUCAGUUAUUUCACCUAUUCUCAGAGAAUCUGUUAACUAAUGUUCUCCACAUUGUGAUGACAUUUUUGCUCAAGCUCUUCUGUUAUAAGAUUUGCUAAGCAUAUAAUUAACAAGUAUGUACAUAGUACAUACUAUCCUUUGACAGUAUGGAGGUACUCACAAAUCAUGUGGAACUUAACAUAAGAAGCUGUAAGAGUGUCUUAUUUUAAGUCUUCAAGGUCUCUUGCUUUGAAUCAGUUAGGAUGACCUCAUACCAGUUCUCCCAAGCUUAUAUCUCUUCCUAGGAUCAUGGUUGGCAGUGUCCUGGUCUUCUGUAGUAAGAAAGGUUUGUUUUAAUUUUUCAGCUUAGUAGUCAGGUGAUUUACCACUUCAGCUCAGGAAUACUGUACUUAUGUACACCAAACCACUUUUACAUGGAUUUGAACAAUUCUUCUCUCUUGUGGGAGGAUGUUAUCUUUAGUUUAUAGGUACUUCAUGCUGUUGGUAGUAUAUGGGAUAGGAUAGUGAUUGAUUUUAUAAAGAUUUGGAAAAAUAAGUCAUUGUAUUGUAAAUUGCUUUCACCUGUAAAUCUCUAGUGUAAAUAAUUAUAAUUUAAGAUGUAUAUUUGGACGUGGUGAAGCUUAUAUUGCUGAACUGAAUUGAAGAAACUAGCCAUAAUUAGGAACUGUACUUUAUGACACAGAGAGGGGUGAUUUCACUGAUGCCACAAAUCACAUACUGGACAGUGGAUCCCUUACUUAUGACACUUUUCACAAAUAUAACUCAUUGGUAAUGCUAGGCAGAUGGAACAGAUUGUGAGAGAUUGUAACUUAGAUUAAUAAUACUCCACAACUUGUAGUUAAGGUGAACAAUGUUGAGUUCUGCAUCAUCAAGUAACUUCAGACCAGAUCUAAUGAAACAUAUUUAGAUCCAUCUGUGUCACUCUUGUUCAUAUUAUAUCUCUGUUACUGUACUGCCCCAUCUGUCAAGGUAUUGACCAACAUUUUACACCCCAGACUUAGUCCUACUCUCACUGGAACCUCCUUCCUGACACACACACACACACUGGAAGAACUUUGAACAGGAUUCAACCAAAUUUCAAAUAUUUUCAAUGCUCUCUAUUCUUGGUUAUAUUGCAAAAGUACCCAGAAUAUGAGAGAUGUUCACUUAAAAAAAAGAGUUAUGAAAAUGUCUAUAUUUUCAUUACACACACAUACACAUGUAAUAAAUAUAUAUACUGUAUACAAAGUAUAUACUGUACAGGUAUACUGUAUACAGUAUAGUGUAUUCAUAGAAUAGUGUUCAAUAAUCAUGUUGUUUGUAGAGGCUUUUCAUUACUUGGUUCUGGUAAAGCACACCAUAAAAACCAUGUUAGUAAAAUUAUUUUGUUUUUAUUUUUUAUAAUACUCAUCAACCCUGGUACAGUAUACUGUACUGUAUAUCGUUUCUUUUGGGAUUUAUCAUUGAUAUUAUUGAGUAUGAGCCUUUAUUUAUGGAGGUACUGGAGCAUGUUGGUACAAGUUUAAUGUUUGUUGUGUGGACCCCUUGUGCAGCUCAAGUAUUUCUUUGUUAUCUGCAACUGUGCUUAAUUAUUAUGGAGAUUAUAUUUAAAGAGUAUAUAUAAUAUAUAUUUUUGAUCCAAAGCAUUUUUACUGUGUCGGCUUUGCAUAAGCUUGUAUAAUAUAGGUAUAUCGUGUUAUACAUUUAUAUAACAUGGUGUGAUUAAAGUAUAGUGCAGUG
Homarus americanus (American lobster) is the source of this 7408-nucleotide messenger RNA. RefSeq names its product coiled-coil domain-containing protein 85C-like (gene Ccdc85). The transcript is spliced from 7 exons. NCBI's taxonomy places the organism in Eukaryota, Metazoa, Arthropoda, Malacostraca, Decapoda, Nephropidae. The record is from RefSeq and is a predicted model, not a curated record. Bases 155 to 2068 code for a protein of 637 amino acids.